Molecule: messenger RNA, 896 nt
Organism: Aspergillus homomorphus CBS 101889
Lineage: Eukaryota; Fungi; Ascomycota; Eurotiomycetes; Eurotiales; Aspergillaceae
Exons: 2
Coding region: 45-800 (251 amino acids)
Source: RefSeq, a predicted model, not a curated record
AAACUAUAUAUCAUCAACCACCAACUUUUCUACCCUACCCCAAGAUGCGCAAAUUCCCCCUCAAUAUAAUUUUGACCCUUCUAGUCUUAUACAUUGUAGUCCUCCCCACCACCGCGACCUGGGAUCUCCGCUUCCGCAAACGCCUCCCCAGCCCACUAAUCAACCCACCGCACCUCCGCCACGAGCGCCGCCUAGGCGAUAACCUCGACGCCAUCAAGAAGUGGCUCUCAUACCAACAGCAACCCCUAGCAGCAGCCGCAGAAAUGGGCAGCAACCCGUCCAGCAAUGCAGUGCUCCCGCCGGUCUCUUCAGGUGACGGAGGAGAUGGCCGCAAGAGCGACGGGGUGAUCGUCUCAGACGUGCUCCCCAAGACCAAGGGCGUGAACAUCUUCGCCUCUCUGACACGGCAGUUCGAGUCCGUUGAGGCGCGUCUUGACGACGCCGCCCGCAACGUCACCGUGCUGGCGCCCCGCAACAGCGCCAUCCAGGACCUGCCGCGCAAGCCGUGGGAGAAUCCCGACGACUAUGAGCGGUUCGGCGAGGCGAACGCGUAUGCCGGCCAGGACGGUCAGGAUCGCGCUACCCGUAACCUGGAGCGGUUUGUUAAGGCGCAUGUUGUUGUGAAGAGUCCGUGGCCUGAGGGUGAGGAGGCUGAAACGCUGGCUGGUGAUCGGUUGACUUGGUCUAGGGUUGGGGACAAGAUUCGGAUUCAACCGGGCGAUGUGGAGGUGGAUAGUAUUGCUGAGAAAGUUUCGAAUGGGGAGGUGUGGGUUCUUAAUGGGGUGAUCAAUUAUCGCUAGGCCGUAGAUUAUAUAUUUUGCGUCAAGCGAUGACCUGCUUCUGAAUGUGAUGAUCAAUGAUGUUAAUAUGAAUACAUACUACUUUCUGCACGCUAC